Messenger RNA from Alternaria atra, 753 nucleotides. RefSeq lists its product as uncharacterized. The transcript has a single exon. The coding region runs from base 1 to 753 and encodes 250 amino acids. Lineage: Eukaryota; Fungi; Ascomycota; Dothideomycetes; Pleosporales; Pleosporaceae. Gene Ontology annotation, cellular component: nucleus. The record is from RefSeq and is a predicted model, not a curated record.
AUGAGUUGCCACAACUGCGCCAGAACGACGCUCAGUCUCUUCAUCCGCUCCUUCAUAAAUACUGAGCAAGUCCUCGCUGCUCGACGACCGCUGCUGCGUCUGCAACAAUCGCGAUUUUCGACUGACGCGCGACGACUACGAAAAGUACCUAGUAUACCCACAUCGGAACCACUAAAAGCGGAACCUGUAAUCGAAGCAGAAGAUGCUCUCACGGGAGAGGUAGAACAAAGAAAUGGGCGCCCGGCAUGGGCGGUGCAAAAGGAAGCCUUGAAAGAGAAAUUGGGAGGAGAGGCAUGGAACCCGCGCAAGAAGUUGUCGCCCGACACCAUGGAAGGCAUACGACACUUGAAUAGCACACAGCCCGAUAAAUUCACCACACCCGUCCUUGCAGAACACUUCAAAGUCUCCCCCGAAGCGAUCCGCCGCAUACUGAAGAGCAAAUGGCGACCUUCCGACGAAGAAUACGAGGCGAGGAUGGAAAGGUGGAAUAAACGUGGAGAGAGGAUAUGGUCGAAUUUAGUAGAGAUGGGCGUCAAACCGCCAAAGAAAUGGAGAGAAAUGGGUGUAGGUCGGGCACAGAAUGGAGAGGUACCGAGGUGGAAGUCAAGAAGUCGGAACCUUGUGGAUGUUAGGGACAGCGUCAACGACGACUUCAAAGACUAUGUCCCGGAUGACGAUAUUAUUCCCACUGUAGACAAGUCAGGGAGGUCAAAACCGACGACUGGUCGCAUACCCCUGUCAGAGCGUUUGUAA